AUGGAAAGUGACCUAAAAAUAGGCUCCCGCGUUCUCUGCAAAUGGACUGAUGGGAAAUACUGUAAGACUUAUUUAGAUCCUGCUGAAAUUAUCCAUGAGCGCCCAAUCCCCAGUCAUGAAUUUUACAUCCAUUAUCUUACUUUCAAUAAGCGUCUAGACACUUGGGUAGCUCCUGAUCAAAUUGCUCCUAUGCCUCCAGAAAGUGAAAAGACUCCAGAAUCCAUCGUCACCCGCUACAAUAAAAGAAAGCGCGAAGAGCUCGACCCAGCCGAGCACAAUGAAGAUUGCACUAACCCAGAACUUACCCAGUUUGAGAAAGACCACGAAGAGAACACCAAAGUCAGAAACGUUGAUCGGAUCGUCCUUGGCCGAUAUGAAAUUAGUCCAUGAUACUAUUCACCAUAUUUGUCGAGAUAUCCCCAGAUACCCACACUUUAUAUAUGUGAAUUUUGCCUCAAAUAUAUGAGGCAUGGCUCUACUUAUAAGGAACAUAUAAAAAAGUGCACAUAUAAACGACCGAUGGGGAAAAUGAUAUAUAGGGAUAAUGUUAAUAUUGGGAAAAUCAAAUCAGUAAGUGUGUAUGAGGUUAUGGGAAAUGAGCAUAAAUUGUAUUGCCAAAACUUUUGUCUGCUGGCGAAAUUGUUUUUGGAUCAUAAAACACUUUAUUAUUAUGUGUCGCCAUUUAAGUUUUAUGUGCUGACUGAAGAUUCGGGAAAAUGCUCUAGAGUUGUAGGGUAUUUUUCUAGCUUCUUGACAUUUUUUUUUUUAAUUUAUGGUAGUUUUAGCAGAUAUUAUAUUUAUGUUAUCAAUAUCGGGAUAAAAAUAAGAAGCAGGUUAUAGAUGAUGCUAUAGGAAGACCCUAUAUGAGUUAUUUUUAAGAUUGAUUAUUAUAAUGGAGUAAAGAAAUUGGAAAUCACGAAUAUAACUUAGCAUGUAUUUUGGUAUUGCCACCAUACCGUUAUAUUAAUUACUUAUCGAGGAGCCACGUAGUGGUCCUAGAACUACUAUUUCCCUCCAUAACACAUAAUCGCUUGCUCGCCAGUCCAUAUAUAGCCUUGCACUCUGCUGCUCUUUCAGAUGACUUGAGCCACCAUGCUGUGUGUCAGCAUAGGUUUUUUCUUCCAGAAAAAUCGAUUUUUUUAUCAUUUAUCGACUAAGAUGAAAUCUUGAAGUCCAGGGCACAAUGUCUUACACUGUAUUAGGGAAUUGCCUGUAUAGCCUAGUGGUGUGUGCUCUAGCCAUUGCUUGACUUCCUCUUUCCAACAAAAGUUCCAUCUUCCCACGAGGAAAAAGUUCAUUGGAUUUAAGCUAUGGUAGGCCAGUUAGCAUUGCUGCCCAUCUAUUGGCAAAAAUUCACUGGACACAAUUUAUGGAAUACCUCCUUCCCCCAAAGUCCCAGGUGUUGUUCACCUUCCGACAACAUUGUUGAGAAAAGAGCAUUCUCCGCCAUUUUAAAAUAUAUUGCCACCAUAUCAGCAAAGAGGUUAUGGGCGAUUCUUAAUUUCUCUGAGCUACGAAUUAAGUAAGAGAGAAGGAAAAAUAGGAACUCCAGAAAGGCCAUUAUCAGAUAUGGGUAGAGUUUCUUAUAAGUCUUACUGAACUGAUACAAUUUUAGAAGUAAUAAGAGACAGAGGAAACCUCAGUAUCAAAGAAAUCACAGAUAUUACAGGAAUUUCUAAUCAUGAUGCAAUGGAAACACUCACUUCGUUGAAUUUAGUCAAGUAUUGGAAAGGACAAUAUAUAAUGAACAUUGCAAACCCUAAAAUGAUUGAAGAGCACUUCAAGAAGAAGGAACAGAAGAAAAAGAAACUCAAAGUCUGCCAGAUUAAAUUUGAUCCUAGAAAGCUAAACUAUACUCCUCCUAAAUCUUAA
This is a messenger RNA of Blepharisma stoltei, 1872 nucleotides long. NCBI's taxonomy places the organism in Eukaryota, Ciliophora, Heterotrichea, Heterotrichida, Blepharismidae. The record is from the annotation of a GenBank genome assembly.